Messenger RNA from Scatophagus argus, 3498 nucleotides. RefSeq names its product F-BAR domain only protein 2-like. Gene Ontology annotation, biological process: synaptic vesicle endocytosis; clathrin-dependent endocytosis; clathrin coat assembly. Gene Ontology annotation, cellular component: clathrin-coated pit; plasma membrane; clathrin-coated vesicle. The transcript is spliced from 29 exons. The record is from RefSeq and is a predicted model, not a curated record. The coding region runs from base 142 to 2808 and encodes 888 amino acids. NCBI's taxonomy places the organism in Eukaryota, Metazoa, Chordata, Actinopteri, Scatophagidae.
GGGGAGGGAGAAGAAAGGGGAGAGGAGGAAUACGGGGAAAGGCAGAUACAAGAGGAACGGGGGGAGGACGGUGGAUGAUUUACGCUUUAAAAGUUGCAUUACAACAAAUUUAAGAGUUGCGGCGAAGAGGAAUACAACAAGAUGAUAACGCCGUACUUCCUAGAGAAUUUCUGGGGUGAAAAAAAUAAUGGCUUUGAUGUGCUCUACCAUAACAUGAAGCAUGGCCAAAUUUCCUCCAAGGAGCUGACAGACUUCAUCAGAGAAAGGAGCACCAUUGAAGAGGCCUAUGCCAGGUCCAUGACCAAACUUGCCAAGACAGCCAGCAACUUUUCUCAGCUCGGGACUUUUGCGCCAGUGUGGGAUGUGUUCAAGAGCUCGACAGAGAAGCUGGCCAGCUGUCACAUGGAGCUUGUGAGGAAACUGCAAGAACUCAUAAAAGAGGUUCAAAAGUAUGUGGAAGAGCAGGCCAAAGCCCACAAAAAGACAAAAGAGGAGGUGGCGUCCACCCUGGAGGCUGUGCAGAGCAUCCAGUCAACCUCUCAGGCUCUGCAGAAGUCCAAGGAGAACUACAAUGCCAAAACUGUGGAGCAGGAGCGCCUCCGCAAAGAGGGGGCCACCCAGAGAGAUGUGGACAAGGCUGGAGUGAAAGCCAAAAAAGCCACAGAGACCUACAAAUCAUAUGUGGAGAAAUAUGCCACAGCUAAGGCAGAGUUUGAACAGAAGAUGGCAGAAACUGCACAGAAAUUCCAAGACAUUGAAGAAAACCAUAUUCUCCACAUGAAGGUGAUCAUUCAGUCAUACUCGCAGUCUGUUGACGAAACACACGUCCAAAUAGGAGAGGUGCACAAAGAAUUUGUGAGGAACAUCGAGAACACCUCAGUGGAGAGCUUAAUACAGAAACUGGCUGAGAGCAAAGGAACGGGCAAGGAGAGACCAGGACCCAUUGAGUUUGAGGAGUGCAAUGCAGCUAUUGCUACUGAAGGUGCCAAACCUAGAAAGAGAAAAGCAUUUGGCAUCCCAGGCCGUAGGAAAGACAAGGACACGGACUCCACGGAGUCUACAGAAGUUGAAGCUGCUAACACUGCCAACGGUGCUCCCCCUGGAUACUACGGAGCCAUAGACAUCCAGAAUGCUAACGUUCCCCGAGUCGAUGCAGAGGGCUUCUGUAUCAGACCAGAAGUGAAUGAAAAUGAUGCCAAAGAGAAUUCUUUCUAUUCGUCCAGUGACUCGGAGGACGAAGAUGAACCCAGGAAGUUCCACGUAGAAAUCAAGCCCGUUCAGCCAAACAACGGCACGCACCAGAACCGAGCCACCAUCGACGAGCUCAAAGCCUCCAUUGGAAACAUCAUCCUGUCUCCCUCGACCUCAGGACAAAUGCGGAGGAACCAGUCCAGGAUCACAGGAGUACCUACAUUAAGCUCUAAGGCUAAGAGUGCUGGUGACGAGCUGGCAAAAACCAAAGUGCCAACACCCUACGAACUGGCCAACAGUGACCUUCUGUCUCUGGAUCCCUUCAGCCCAACUGUCACAACAGGCUCCUCUUACUCUGUGCCCUCAUCGACAGUGCCAGUACCAAAUCGACCAACAACCCCUUUGGCAGCUGGAGCCUUGGUGCCUCCACCACGACCCUCCUCCAGGCCCAAACUCCCCACUGGAAAACUCACAGGAAUCAAUGAGAUUGUACGACCGUUCAGCCCACCCAAGCCAUCUAACGCCAGCCCUCCUCCUACUGCACCACUCGCCCGGGCAGAGAGCUCCUCCUCUUUGUCCUCGAAUGCCUCGCUCAGCGCCGGCAACACCCCAACUGUUGGAGCCGAGCACACCUUUGCUCCCUCCCUCUCCUCCCCAGAGCCAGAGCUUCUCUCCCUCUCUCCUUUCUUUCUACUAAGCCAAAAGGAUGAUGUUUUCAUAGCGAAGCUGCCUACCUUUGAGAAGCGUUGUGAAACACCAGCAGGGACGUCUCGCGGUCCCAGCCCUGUGACCCUGGCAUCCCAAGAUGCCUUGCCCAUUGCUGUGGCCUUCACGGAGUCGGUUAAUGCUUACUUCAAAGGAGCUGAUCCCGCUAAGUGCAUUGUGAAAAUCACAGGAGAGAUGACCUUGUCGUUCCCCAUGGGCAUCAUCAAGGUGUUCACCAGCAACCCCUCCCCGUCCGUCCUCACCUUCAAACUGAAGAACACCAGCAGGCUGGAGCAGAUCCUACCCAAUCAGCAGCUUCUGUUCAGUGAUCCUUCCCAAAGUGACUCUAAUUCAAAGGACUUCUGGUUCAACAUGCAAGUGCUGACGUCCUACCUCAGAAAAGCCUCAGAUCAGAAUCCUUCAGCUUCCUACUAUAACGUGGACAUCCUAAAAUACCAGGUGCUGUCUGAUGGGAUCCAUUCCACUCCUCUCAACUUGACUGUAUACUGGAAGUGCACACCAAGUACGUCAGACCUGCGGGUAGAUUAUCGAUACAACCCGGACUCCAUGGCCACCCCUGGUCCGCUCACCAACGUGCAGAUCUUAGUGCCUGUUGACGGAGGAGUCACCAGCAUGCAGUCUCUGCCCACCUCCAUCUGGAAUUCAGAGCAGAAUAAAUGUCUGUGGAAGCUGAGUGACAUCUCAGAAAAGUCUGAAAAUGAAGGUGCUGGGUCCCUGAGGGCCAAGUUUGAGCUGUCAAACGGCCCAUCGAACCCCUCCACUCUGGCAGUGCAGUUUAUGCACGAGGGGAGCACCCUGUCAGGAGUGGACAUGGAGCUGCAGGGGACUGGAUACAGGCUUUCUCUCAACAAGAAGAGAUUUGCCACAGGACGUUAUAUGGCAGAUUGCUGAGGUGACCCACCACUCUGGUUCUCAAGAAAGAAAAAUCUCGCUUGACACAAAAAGUUGGCAACUUUGCAAGGCUUUUCUGAACCUCGGGGUCCAUCUGAGCACAGUCAGACUUUCGCCUGGGAAGCGAGAAUCUCACUACACUAAAACAGCACUGAGUAUUGAACACUGUUUAAAAAAAAAACAAUAAAAGAAAAAGAUUACGAGAUUUCAGGAUAUGUGUAGAUAUGAAGUUUAAUAAUGCCUUCUGAUCAAUUCACUUUUGUAUAGUCAGAAACAAUGUAUGGAUUAGAUAUAAAUCUAUAUUGUAUUUAAAGUCAUAAAAAAAGAAAAAAAGUGCACUAACAAUCUUUCAGAUGCUCUUUUUCCUCUUAUAUUCAUUUUUCAAGAGCCUCUAUGGAAUAUAAAACAAAAUCAUUUUUUGCGUGGAAGAGAAUUUCUCUCCCUGCGAACUGUAAAUAUUAACAGUGAAUAUUCUGCUCGAUCAGCUCUGACUCAACUCUUAAAUCGUGUUUAUUUACUGGCUUUUCCCUUUUUCCUUCUCCUCAGCGUUUGUCGUUUUUGAUCAUGUGCAAUGAAGCAGUGAAGGUAGAAUCUUUCUUAAACAGUACUCACACACUCGUGGCACAAGCUUGACCUUUAGAAGAACACUGAAGUGCUUUCAGACUAAUGCAAAAAAAUAAAAAAAAUAAA